This is a messenger RNA of Pelodiscus sinensis (Chinese soft-shelled turtle), 939 nucleotides long. Its product is annotated as olfactory receptor 5G9-like. Gene Ontology annotation, biological process: G protein-coupled receptor signaling pathway. The record is from RefSeq and is a predicted model, not a curated record. Lineage: Eukaryota; Metazoa; Chordata; Testudines; Trionychidae. Gene Ontology annotation, cellular component: membrane. Gene Ontology annotation, molecular function: G protein-coupled receptor activity; olfactory receptor activity.
AUGGAAGAGGGAAAUCACUCGGAAGCGACUGAGUUCAUACUCUCAGGACUGACAGAUCAUCCGAAGCUGCAGGCCCCCCUGUUUGCGUUGUUCCUUCUGAUUUACGUUAUCACCCUGGUGGGAAAUGGGGGGAUGAUUUUGUUAAUCACAACUGACUCCCGACUCCACACCCCCAUGUACUUUUUCCUCCGAAAUUUGUCUUUCUCUGAUCUCUGCUAUUCCUCAGUGAUUGUCCCUGAGAUGCUUCAUAUUUUCUUAGCCAAGAGGAAAAGCAUUUCUCGUACUGCCUGCGCUGUGCAAAUGUAUUUCUUUCUUCAUUGUGUAGAUAUUGAGUCUCUCUUGCUGGCUGUGAUGGCGUACGACCGUUAUGUGGCCAUCUGUAACCCGCUGCUCUAUACGGUCAUCAUGUCCAGACAGCGUUGUAACCUGCUGGUGGCUGGGGUGUGUGCUGUGGGAUUGGUGGAUUCAGUGACACUGACGUGUUCUAUAUUCCGGCUGUCGUUCUGCAGCUCCAACAUCAUCCAACACUUCUUCUGUGACUGCUCCCCACUGCUGGUUCUCUCCUGCUCUGACACCCGCACCAGUGAGAUUCUGAUAUUUGUUUCCACGUGCUGCAGCAUAGUGAUCAGUCUUGUGACCAUUCUUGUGUCCUAUAUCUGUAUCUUCUCCACCAUCCUGCGGAUCCGCUCUGCCGAGGGCCGGUACAAAGCCUUCUCCACCUGCGCUUCCCACUUGUGCGCGGUGGGCAUGUUUCAUGGCACCCAACUCUACAUCUGUUUCCGACCCAUCUCCAGCUAUUCCGUGGAAAUGGAUAAAAUUCCCUCUGUAUUUUAUACGGUAGUGAUCCCCAUGUUGAACCCCCUCAUCUACAGCCUGAGGAACAGGGAGGUGAAGGACGCCGUGAGGAAAGCAAAGAAUAAAUUGCUGACAAAUUCUUGA